Messenger RNA from Hemiscyllium ocellatum (epaulette shark), 3256 nucleotides. RefSeq names its product zinc finger protein 271-like. Gene Ontology annotation, molecular function: RNA polymerase II cis-regulatory region sequence-specific DNA binding; DNA-binding transcription activator activity, RNA polymerase II-specific. The record is from RefSeq and is a predicted model, not a curated record. Bases 365 to 1795 code for a protein of 476 amino acids. The transcript is spliced from 2 exons. Gene Ontology annotation, cellular component: nucleus. Gene Ontology annotation, biological process: regulation of transcription by RNA polymerase II; central nervous system development. Lineage: Eukaryota; Metazoa; Chordata; Chondrichthyes; Orectolobiformes; Hemiscylliidae.
UCCUAUUGUCUGAAUGCAGAAGUUGGAACACGAGCUUCGGAAGCUGCUGCUCCUCUCUCUGAAUGAAGAUUGAGUUUGCUCCAGACUGUAACCUCCUUACUCCGUCACCCAUCUGAUAUGAGAAGAGCAGCUUUGCAGGUAGAGCUCCCCAACUGAGUACCAUGUGAAGGUCUGACAGAGCCCCUUGAUUCGUGGGACAGGAGAGACGUCCCUCUUUCAGUCCAGAAGGGGCAAAUUCUUUGAACGUUUUUGUCUGCUUCAGUAGGCUCUUAAAGUAUCGUCUUUACCUGAACCACAGGGGCACGUGCCUGAGCCAGUUUGCCCACUGUGGGGAAAGGAAGUCUCAGGAGGCAUUCCGCGCGCCAUGGAGAAACCGUGGAAGUGUGGGGAUUGCGGGAAAGGGUUCCGCUCCCCCUCCGUGCUGGAGAUCCACCGCCGUGUCCACACUGGGGAGAGGCCGUUCAGCUGCUCGGUGUGCGGCAAGGGCUUCACCCAGCUGUCUAUCCUGCUGACCCACCAGCAUUUCCACACCGGGGAGCGGUCCUUCACCUGCCCCGUCUGCGGCAAGUUCUUCACCCAGUCGUCCACCCUGCUGACCCACCAGCGGGUCCACACCAGGGAGCGGACCUUCACCUGCUCCGUCUGCGGCAAGGGCUUCACCGACUCCUCCCACCUGCUGACCCACCAGCGGGUCCACACCGGGGAGAGGCCGUUCAGCUGCUCGGUCUGUGGCAAGAGCUUUACCCAGUCGUCCAACCUGCUGCGGCACCAGCGGCUCCACACCGGGGAGCGGCCCUUCACCUGCUCCGUCUGCGGCAAGGGCUUCACCGACUCCUCCCACCUGCUGACCCACCAGCGGGUCCACACCGGGGAGAGUCCGUUCAGCUGCUCGGUCUGCGGCAAGAGCUUUACCCAGUCGUCGAACCUGCUGCAGCACCAGCAGGUCCACACCAGGGAGCGGCCGUUCAGCUGCUCGGUCUGCGGCAAGAGCUUCACCCGCUCGUCCACCCUGCUGCAGCACCAGCGGCUUCACACCGGGGAGCGGCCCUUCACCUGCUCCGUCUGCGGCAAGAGCUUCUCUCACUUGUCCAACCUGCUGACCCACCAGCGGCUCCACACCAGGGAGUGGCCCUUCACCUGCUCUGUCUGCGGCAAGGGCUUCACCCGCUCGUCCAACCUGCUAACCCACCAGCGGCUCCACACCGGGGAGCGGCCGUUCAGCUGCUCGGUCUGCGGCAAGAGCUUCACCCGCUCGUCCACCCUGCUGCAGCACCAGCGGCUUCACACUGGGGAGCGGCCCUUCACCUGCUCCGUCUGCGGCAAGAGCUUCUCUCGCUCGUCCAACCUGCUGAUCCACCGCCGGGUCCACACUAGGGAGCGGCCCUUCACCUGCUCCGUCUGCGGCAAGGGCUUCACCCGCUCGUCCGACCUGCUAACCCACCAGCAGGUCCACACCGGGGAGUGGCCCUUCACCUGCUCCGUCUGCGGCAAGGGCUUCACCCGCUCGUCCAACCUGCUGACCCACCAGCAGGUCCACACCAGGGAGCGGCCCUUCACCUGCUCUGUCUGCGGCAAGGGCUUCACCCGCUCGUCCGACCUGCUAACCCACCAGCGGGUCCACACCGGGGAGAGGCCGUUCAGCUGCUCGGUCUGCGGCAAGAGCUUUACCCAGUCGUCCAACCUGCUGCGGCACCAGCGGCUUCACACCGGGGAGCGGCCCUUCACCUGCCCUGUCUGCGGGAGGGGCUUCGCUCAGUCCCAGCACCUGCUGCGGCACCAGCGGGGGCACAAGUGACGGGGCCAGCCGCUGUGAGUCACCGCCCAGGGCUGAACCCUGGGUGGGAUGGGGGAGGGUCACUGCAGUUGCUGUGCUCUCAUCCCCUUGGCAUCCAGUGGCUCUGCGAGCCUGCGACUGCGCAUUUCCUCCUGAAGUGGAGAUGUACAACACAGAAACAGACCCUUCGCUCCAACUCCUCCAUAUCCUCAACUAAUCAAGUCCCAUUUGCCAGCAAUUGGCCCUAUCCCUCCAAACCUCUCCUUAUGCAGAUACCCAAGUGGAUGCCUUUUAAAUGUUGCAAUUGUACCAGCCUCCACCACUUCCUCUGGCAGCUCAUUCCACACGCACACACACCACCCUCUGUGUGAAAAAUGUUGCCCCUUAGGACCCUUUUUAAAUCUUUCCCCUCUCACCCUAAACCUAUGCCCUCUAGUUCUGGCAAAAGACUUUGUCUAUCCCUAUCCAUGCCCCUCAUGAUUUUAUAAACCUCUCUUAAAGUCAACCCUCAGCCUCUGACGUUCCAGGGAAGACAACCCCAGCCUGUUCAGCCUCUCCCUGUAGCUCAAACCCUCCAACCCUGGCAACAUCCUUGUCAAUCUUUCUGAACCCUUUCAAGUUUUGCAACAUCCUUCCGAUAGACCAGAAGUGCACAUAAUACAGAGGAACUUCGAUUAUCCAGAAUUAGAUGAACCAGCACGGUGGCUCAGUGGUUAGCGCUGCUACCUCACAGUACCAGGGACCCGGGUUUCAUUCCUGCCUCAGGCGACAGACUGUGUGGAGUUUGCACAUUCUCCCCGCGUCUGCGUGGGUUUCCUCCUAGUGCUCCGGUUCCGUCCCACAGUCCAAAGAUGUGCAGGUCAGGGUGAAUUGGCCAUGCUAAAUUGCCCGUAGUGUUAGGUACAUUAGUCAGAGGGAAAUGGGUCUGGGUGGGUUACUCUUCGGAGGCUCAGUGUGGACUGGUUGGGCCUGUUUCCACACUGUAAGGGAUCUCAUCGUCAAGCGACUGAAAUACACCCUGCAUGUGUCCUUUGGAUAAUCGAGGUUCCUGUGUAUUCCAAAAGUGGCCUAACCAACGUCCUGUCCAGACCCCAACCCCUAUACUCAGUGCUCUGACCAAUAAAGUGAUCUGCAGAAUCUGCGGGACUUGCUUAAUCCUGGAAGGUAAAUCACGUGUUUCUCCUUCUCUUGCAGGUGGAUCCAAGAUUUCACUCUCUGUCCCAUUGAGUCUCCAGUCAGGUCCUUCAGCUCAACUGGUCUCUCUCAGUAUUUCUGACCCAUGUGAGCCUCUACGCACCUCCCCUUCACUUGCUCACACUUGAUUUCCCUUACAGCAGCAUUCCCUUCAGUUCCUUUCUCCCUGACGUCUGUAUCCAGCUUCUCCUUAAAUGCCGUCCACCUCAACCUGCUACUGUGGGGGUCAUUCCCGCUGCAGACAGAGGUCUCUCCUUGUAACCUCUUCAAAAGAUUUACUGCUGACUU